UUCCUCUUUAUGUUGUGACACACGACUUGACUAUAUAUAACGGCGGCGACAUGCUUGUUGAUUUACGCUGAAUACCCACACCCCUCCCACUGUCAAAUCUACUUUCCCAAUGCCCAUCGACUCGGGGUUCCCUGCGGUUGCAAACAUGAAACACUGGGCAAGAAGGGUUGUGCGCCGUAGAAGUCAACGGUUAGCUCAUCUACACGCUCUUUGUCUACCAGCUGAACCCGAAGACAGCAGCCCACCCGCUUCGGUUCUCGCUCCAACCAUGCCAAGCUUAUUCGGACUCUACAGAAUGAAACGAUGGGCAAUGAGGUUGUUCACCACAAAUUCUCAACGCAUUACCGGCGUGUCCGCGAAGAGUGACGCUACGCGAGCAUGUGGUCACGAUCUGCCACUCGAACUGAUCAUCGAGAUAGUUGCUCUCGCAGGGCGCACCUCACACAAGAGCUACAGGAACACGCUUCUGAUAUCCAAAGCCCUGACCCCACUGAUGGAACGAGCAUGCCUACCACAUCUCCCGAUCCGACUCGAAUCAACCUCCAAGAUCCUUUCUUUCCACAAACUGUUGGUAGCGCGCCCCGACCUUGCUCAGCGUGUAGGCCACCUCUGGAUAAAAGGCGGUACCUCUCGCAAAAGACCUAAACUAGGGUACUCUGAGCCCACACCGGCCACAUGGCGGCAAUUCAAGGCUAGCGCGUUCGAACAACUCCACAUCAUCCAUUCCUGCACCAACCUCGUGUCUCUGGCGUGUUCAUUCCCCGUCAUGUUUCUCUGUUUCCGUUUCACCCGAGAUGUAUUCUUCCACCACGAUAAACUCAAAGAGCUUACUCUUUUUGAGAACUGGGACCUUUGGCCAUGUUUCGCAGUCGAUCCACCCGUCGGCGGACCGCACCUUUUCCUUCAACUAACACACCUCACCAUCGUGGACUGCGUCGCACCGCAGUUCCCCGCACACUUAUUCCCAUCGCUGAAGUACUUUGCGGCAGAACUUUACCCGGUGUCGCGACACCACGCGUUGGCAGCUUUCAGGUCCUCGAAACGGGAUUCGGAGGCACCACUGCAUCAAGACCUUCGAGGACUCGCAACCAAUGUCAACGUCAUGCUGCAUCUGGGGCACAAUGCGGAGCUGGGUGUCAGGAGAAUCGUUGGAGACGGAAGGGAGUGGUCCGGGGAGAGGGGGAGUGGGCUCCCCGGUAGCGAAUUGCGAUAUCUGCGGGCUGAUUCUGAUAUAAUCCUCCAUGCGAUGCCUCACGACUCUUCACGAUUAACUUAUUUUUCUUGGGCUGCAUUGUUCAUCAUGCGAUGGUCACCCUCGACCACUAUAGACCCAGCUUCAAUCAGAAACAUCGGCGCUCAGUCAGCAUAUUCAAGUUGUCAGCCCAAACUGUACGUUUGCACGUAG
This is a messenger RNA of Coprinopsis cinerea okayama7#130, 1405 nucleotides long. RefSeq lists its product as hypothetical. Lineage: Eukaryota; Fungi; Basidiomycota; Agaricomycetes; Agaricales; Psathyrellaceae. The transcript is spliced from 5 exons. The coding region runs from base 110 to 1405 and encodes 431 amino acids. The record is from RefSeq and is a predicted model, not a curated record.